Molecule: messenger RNA, 3300 nt
Organism: Heterobasidion irregulare TC 32-1
Lineage: Eukaryota; Fungi; Basidiomycota; Agaricomycetes; Russulales; Bondarzewiaceae
Product: Metallo peptidase M16
Exons: 21
Coding region: 1-3198 (1065 amino acids)
Molecular function (GO): metal ion binding
Source: RefSeq, a predicted model, not a curated record
AUGUCCCCCUCCCUCGAAUCAACCGCUUCUCUCCCCAGCUCUCCUGAAUCACACGGAAAUUUUGACCUCGUCAGACGCGUCAAGCUAGACUUCACGGAUACCAUCAUCACCAAAUGGCGCAGCAGAGUCACUGGCCUCAGUGUUGUGCACAUAAGCUACGACGCUCCCAUUGUAAACGGCUAUCUUGCCGUUGCCACCGAGAUAUUCGAUGAUACCGGAUGCCCGCAUACCCUAGAACAUCUCGUAUUCAUGGGAUCCGAGAAGUACCCGUACAAAGGCAUCAUCGACCACUUUGCGAACCGCGGCUUCUCGAGCGGAACGAACGCCUGGACAGAUACCGACCACACAGCCUACACCGUCUCCACCGCCGGCGAAACCGGCUUCCUACAGAUACUGCCCAUCUAUUUCGACCAUGUCCUCUACCCCACGAUCACAAAAGCCGGAUUUGUCACAGAAGUACACCAUAUCAAUGGGGAUGGCGAGGAUGCUGGCGUCGUCUACAGUGAAAUGCAAGGCCGCGAGAGCAGUGCCGGAGACAUCAUGGCUUUGGAGCUACAGCGUCUGGUCAAUCCUCCAGACAGCGCGUACCGAAGCGAAACGGGUGGUCUCAAGUCAGCCCUUCGAAAACUGACCGUCGAGCAAAUCAGGGCGUAUCACGCGAAAUACUACGUCCCACACAACCUCACUUUGAUCGUCGCCGGCAGACUCCCCAGUGGCACGGAGACCCUUCUCUCCGUCAUCGACAAGCAGGUCGAGCCUUCAAUCAUCGCUCACGGACAAGCCAAGGGGCCUUCUCCUGAGGGAUGGAAGCGCCCGUUCUUGGAGACUCCUUCAGUCCGUCGUUCCCCGCUCAAGGAGACGAUCAAGAAGACGAUCGAGUUCCCUUCGAGCGACGAGUCCAACGGUGAACUUAUGAUCGGUUUCCUCGGCCCUCACAUGGACGACUUUUUGGACUCGCAGGCUCUUGACGUCAUGGGCUCUUACUUGUCCGGGUCGACGACUGCGCCGCUGAUCAAAGAAUUCGUCGAGAUCGACCCCCCGCUUUGCUCUUAUAUUUACUUUGGAGAAGAUACGAGGGCGACGUUCUCCGAUCUCACCAUAUAUAUCGGAGACAUCGCCACCGCGAACCUGGACACGUUCGACCAGAGAAUCAUGGACAGCUUCAAACGUAUCGCUAGCGAAGGUAUCGAGAUGGACCGUAUGUCCCGAGUCCUCAACAGAGAGCAGCGCCAGCUUCUCAAUAAACUGGAGGCCGACGGCGGCGAUGCCUUCUCGGGGGCCUUGAUUUCUGAGGCCCUCUAUGGCAGACGCGACGGAUCGCAGAUUGAGGAGGCACUCGACGAGCUCAAGCAACUUGCCAAGCUGCGCACAUGGACGAACGAGCAAUGGACAGCCCUUUUGAAAAAGUAUUAUAUCGAUGCGCACUCUGUCGUCGUCCGAGGAAAGCCAUCCGCCAAGUUGUCUGAGAAGCUGGCUGAGAAGGAGAAAGCACGCUUGGAGAAGCGGAAGGCGCGCCUUGGGCCCGACGGUCUCGCCAAGGCUGCGCAGGAGCUGCGGGACGCGUUGGCUGAACAUGAGAAGCCUAUCCCGAAGGAAAUCAUCACCGCGUUCCCUGUGCCCGACGUGAAGAGCAUCGCGUGGAUCCCGGUCGAGAGCGCUCAAGAGCCAGGCAUCGGACGGACUUCUCGGGUGCCUUUGCCUGAGACAGACCUCGCGCGCCAUGUUGCGAGGGAUGGGGAGGAGCUUCCGUUCUUCGUCCAGUACGAUCACGUCAAGUCUGACUUCAUCAGCAUCAACGCACACUUCUCUCUUGCCAAGCUCCCCAACCAUCUCAGACCGUACCUGUCGACGUACAUUCAAUCGUUCUUCUCGCUACCCGUCUCCCGCCACAACGGCGAAUACCUCACACACGAGGAGGUCGUGGACAAGCUCGAGGAUGAGACUGUCUCUCAUGAAAUUGGGCUGGGCACAUCAGGCCUGUUCCCCGAGCUGAUCCGCGUAAGCCUCCAGGUGGAGGUGGCGAAGUACGAGGAGGCGGUCGCGUGGGUGAAAGACCUCGUGUAUGGGAGCGUGUUCGCUCGGGACAGGCAAGCGCUGCAGAUCAACGUCGCGCAGAUCCAGCAGUCGCUCCCUGCGAUGAAGCGGAGCGGCAGCACUGUGCUCUCCGCGAUGACCAUGGAAGUGCUCAUGACCGAGUCUUCAUCGAACCGGGCGGGCGGGGUGCUCCAGCAGGGGCACUUCCUCCCCAUCCUCGCGAAGCAGCUGAUGGACGCGCCGGAGGAGGCCAUUCAAGCGUUCGAGGAGAUCAGAAAAUACCUGACGGAUCCGACUGGCAUUCGCAUGUCCGUGGCCGGUAACGUCAAGGAUAUUCCCAACCCAAGAGCACCGUGGGCCAAGUACUUUGCGGACGUUCUCCCCGUGUCACAACUGGCGCCCGUCCCGAUGGCCUCUGAAAACCUCAGCGAGAUCGGCAGGAACCCGACGAAGAAGGCCAUCAUCGUUGAGCUCUCGACCAUCGAGAGCACGUUCUCGGCGCACAUCGCAAAGGGCAUUCAGGGCUUCGCCCAUCCCGAUUACCCAGCUUACAGGAUCACGAUGGAGCUGCUCAACGCUACCGAGAGCUAUCUUUGGCGGGCUAUCCGGGGAUCUGGGCUGGCAUAUGGUGCGUACCUCGGCGCCGACACCGAGGUGGGGACGAUCAGCUUUAUGCUCUACCGGACCUCGAACAGCAUCAAGGGGUAUGAGGAGGGCGCGGCUGUCGUCCGGGGUUUGGUCGACGGCUCAGUAGAGCUGGACCAAACAGUAUUGGAUGCGGCCAAGAGCAGCAUCGUGUACGGCGUAAGCAAGGGCGUGUCUACGCCGGGGCGCGCGGCAAACAGCUCGUUCACGAACCAGGCGCUGCGCGGGGUGCCGCAGAACUACAACAUCGACCUGCUCAAGAAGUUCGAGCUCGUGACCAAGGAAGACGUGCUGUACGCGCUGCGCAAGUACAUCCUGCCCGUGUUCGACCCCGCGACGUCCGUCGUCGUGUCGGUCACGGCGCCCGGAAAGACGGAGGAGAUCACGCAGGGCCUGACAGCGAUCGGGUACGAGGUGGAGAUGCGGACGGUCGACGUGGGGCGAGAAGGGGAGUUUGAGUCGGACGAGGAGGAGAGCGAUGACGAGGGGAGCAGCACCGGCUCGAGCGAUGAGGCGUGAGACGCAUUGUAGCAUAGCAGUAUCUAUUAUCUUGCUCUAUCAUAAUUUUUGUACGCCGGGAGGUCGACAGCGUAUAUAUAUAUACGAUAACGGUGUCUACUC